CUGUUAUCUUCUUGAGCGAUGACAAUGGCGCCACUUGGUACUGUUGUAGGGGUGUGGAGAAAUCCGAGGCGGGCAGGUAGACCUACGAAGGGAGGACGUUCAAGACCUUUUUCCUCACGUCCGUCUUCGACAGCGUUGGGACGGACUGGGUCAAGGAAGACAAGAAGGUCUCCCUUGACCUGCGUCUCUUCCAAGGAUAUGGCGUCAAGGCUUUCUCCAUGAAAGCGUUUGACGUGCGUGGGGACGGAACUGAAUUCCGAAUGCUUUCUCCGGAAGAAUUUCUCAGCAAAACGAACGCCAACCGCGUCACUGGCUGCCUUCCUGUCGUCGACAGUUCUUUUCGGAUGAGCAAGCCUUUGGUCCAAUUCAACAGUCUGAUGGACGUGCUUCCAGGUGUGGUUAAGCGGUACAGGGAAGACUUCUCGAAGCUGCCGCCGGACCAGCAAGCGGACUGUGUUUUUUUGCCCUUCGAGGCGGGUUCCAAGAGCAGGCGACAAACGCCGUCCGCGACGACAGGGAAGACAAAGCAGUUGCCGGGUGGGUCGUCGGGCUCGAAUCUUCCCUCGCCCUCCGUGAGGGGAGGUCGUGAUUUGGCUCAAGGUUCAAGCGAGGCAACGGAGUUUGAUGACAGGCUUCUGCGCCAGCGCAAUGUUGGUCGUGAAAAUUCCCAGGGCAGUGCAGUUGCCCUGGACGAGGACAACGAUGCGGACGAGGAAGGAGGAAGUGUCGGCCCACAUGACGACGGCGGUAAUGAAGCAGAUGUGGAAGUUGGGGAUGACAACAUGGAGGACCGGGGCGUGCUUGCUGACGAGGACGCCGACACGCCAAUGCAUGGUCAUGACAUCUCCCCCGCCGGCGCUGUGGGAGCCGCUAUUGGUCAGCCCUCGACGUCCCGUGGAAUUUCGCUAUCGCAAAGCAGGGGACUGACGCCGUCCCAAGAGGCGCGGCCUCCUCGGAAGAACAGCCAAGGGGGGCGAUCUGGGGAUCAAGGCGGUGGCCGUGGGGGCGCUGGCCAUGGAGGGGCGCGGAAAGGCUCCCAGAGGGUGAGACCACAAGAGCUGCGGGACUCGGGGGAUGAGGGCGAGGGAGUGGAUCCUCGCAUGCCCGAAGAUGCUGAUGAGCCGGUUCAGCACGUCGCGCCCAUCGACACUACGCGUUGUUUCUUCCUCGCAUACGACGACCAAGGCUUUGCUACGCAAGACGUCCAUGCUCUUCACGUGGACGUCAUGAGAAUGAAACGCAUUCCCCGCAGAAGGAUUAUUUUCAUCCACCGCUCGUUGUCUGAAAACAUUGUGCGAGGCAUCGAGAAUGCCAUCGAAAGCUCCAUCGGCACGGACCCGGGGGCGUGGGAUAGGCCUGAACUCGUGCUUGCGCCAGUUGACCACAAUGACAUUGUCGGCGGCCAGGGAAGGCGGAUCACGCCGACCGAAUUCUUGGAAAGGGACCCGGCAGAGUUCGACUGGUACGCUGUCUGUGGUCAGCAUACCGUUGAGACCAAAAAGAGAUUGGUCAGAAAGGGCUCCCCGACAGUUAAAGUUUAUGGCCUUACCGCGUACUCUAAGAGGUCGAGGGCAAUGGCGCGUCAGGUGGUUCUAGCGGCCGUUCUUCUGAUGAUCGCUGCUGCAGUCCAGACGAGCGCGCAGACUCCGACUGAGGUGACUAUCAGUUAUGUCACCUACGCAGGCAACGGCUGCAACUACGACAACACCAACUGGGUGCUGUCGAACGACUACAAGACUGUCACCUUCAUGUUCGGCGGGAUGGUUGCGACCACGGACGGGUCGCUCGCCGACAAGAGGAAGUCUUGCCAGAUGUCGUUCUUCAUGAACUACCCGGAUGGCUGGAGCGUCUCCAUUGGUCAGGCCACGGGCCGCGGGUUCGCUGACAUCGCCGAGAACUCCGACGGCAUCUACGAGACUCACUACUACUUCUCCGGACAAACGGGGACGGCUAUGGUCGAGCGCAAAAUCAAAGGCCCAAAGGUUGGCAGCUUCGAGUUCACGGACGACUUCCUGACCCUUGUCUGGAGCGAGUGCAACAACGCGCCCAAUCUGAACAUCAAGACGGUGGUGAGAGUGGAGGGCCAGAAGGCUGUCAUGGCGCUCGACUCCCAGGAUACCAAGUUCCAGCUCAUCUUCAAUCUCCAAUGGAGGCAGUGUCCGCAAAAUUGAGACCCCCGUUCACCAUCUCGCACUGAGGGUGGCGGCCCUGGCGGGUGAACGGGAGGAGACGAAGAGCAGAGGGGUGGGAGAGGAGUGUAGCCGAUUCG
This is a messenger RNA of Chara braunii, 2269 nucleotides long. The record is from the annotation of a GenBank genome assembly. NCBI's taxonomy places the organism in Eukaryota, Viridiplantae, Streptophyta, Charophyceae, Charales, Characeae.